Molecule: messenger RNA, 1701 nt
Organism: Glarea lozoyensis ATCC 20868
Lineage: Eukaryota; Fungi; Ascomycota; Leotiomycetes; Helotiales; Helotiaceae
Product: Ankyrin repeat-containing protein
Exons: 1
Coding region: 1-1701 (566 amino acids)
Biological process (GO): regulation of barbed-end actin filament capping
Cellular component (GO): nucleus; cytoplasm
Molecular function (GO): protein binding
Source: RefSeq, a predicted model, not a curated record
AUGGAUUCCCCAAGUGCUUCUUCAGCAACACUAUCCAUUCAUUCGGAUGACAUGACCGAUACCGACAAGCUAAUCCAUCAUGAUCCGCCAGGUGUAUUCGAUGGGCCCAUUGAUUUUGCUGAAUAUGCUCAAUUCAAUAUCCCCGAAGAGUACCUCGAAGCAGUGCAAGAAAACUCACUCUCGCCAUCGAUGAGAGCAGCCUCUAAUGCUGACUGUCGCAUUUUAAAAGCUUUACUACAGAAAGGCUUCUUUUACUUUAUCAAAUAUCCAGACCGCAAUUCUCAUUCCGAUAACGAAUACCCUCAUCAUCACGAAUCAGAUCAUCGUCUUGCCCAUCCGUCAGAAUUCGGCUUCAGUGCACUUCGGUCAAACGGUCGCAAUGAGAUUGGCAUCACGACACCAUUGAUGGAAGCGCUACGAGCACGCCUACCCGAAAAUGUCAGAACACUCCUCAUUGCGGGGGCCAAUCCUGAUGGUGUACCAAUUCACAUCCUCGAAGCCCAUGCUGCUUUGUUCCUACGUUUUCGACCCAGCAUACACCCGCUCGAAUACGGUAGCAAAGAUGCUGCUACGAGAUCAGAGUAUCUGAGGCUCAUGGAUAUCUCUCAAAUAUCAAGCCUGACGAAAGAAGAGGUGGAUGAUCGACGUUGGGACGGUCUCGCACCUUUCUGGUGCGAGGAGAGGUUUACUCCCUCAAGCUUUUGGAAACAUGGCGCAUCGAUGCAUUCUCUCGUGGAAGCUGCAGGUCUGGGUGACGUUGAAGACUUCAACUUGCUAUUGGAAUAUGGGGCCGAUGCGAGUUUCUGGAUGACACCUCAUCUAUUUGUUCCUGAACCACCAUCUUCGAGCUCACUCUGCAUAUCGACGCCAAUCCAUGCAGCGAUUGAACAUGGCAAGCAUAGCAUGCUCCGUCAUAUCCUUGAUCUAGGUUUUGAUCCCAAUACAAUGGCACUUGCAAACCCGACAAGGUGCGUGACCCCUCUCAUGGCUACCCUCCUGCAUCAUGAUAGAUUUGAUAAAGAGUCAUUUGAUAUGCUCUCCAUGCAGCCAAAUAUCAAUUUCGAAAUUCGCACUCCAAUCUACGGAGUCCACCUUCUACAUUUUGCUGUUGCAAAAUUAAACUUUACGAUGUUAAGGCAUGUCGUAUCAUUCGUUCCACUGAGGAACGCAGGUACCACGGCUAUAGGUCAUACGUUGCUGCACGUCGCGUGUAUGCCUUCGAGAAAUGUGCAAAUUCAAAGACGAUCUGAUAUAAUCAUGAGAAGUAUUCAUGAAACACGAGACACUCGCGCGGAAAAUGACAUCAAUGCCGUUCCAGCUGUUGAUAGCAACGCCCUGCCACAUCCUAUAGAUCUCUACACUCAAAGUUCGAUCAUGAAGUAUCUGUGGAACAACGGUGUGCAAGAUAUUGAUAGCAAAGACGUUCACGGUAAUACGGCACUACAUUAUUUGGCAGGUUGCCGAGCCGUAAACCACCUCUUGUUUGAAUGGUUCCUCAAGAUAGAGGAUGUUGAGGAUGUUUGGUAUCACAGUGAGAACGACCAAAUGGCUACUCCAGCAGAUCUCCUUGAUGCGAAUGAACGAGUUUCAUCGAAUUCUUCUCGGUCGUAUCCUAUUACCACACUUGACCGGCAAUGGUCCGCCUCAAGGGCUGCGAGGAAAGAGGAAAUCUGGGACGAGCUCCUUGAUGGAUUACGUUGA